Messenger RNA from Parastagonospora nodorum SN15, 2784 nucleotides. RefSeq lists its product as hypothetical. Lineage: Eukaryota; Fungi; Ascomycota; Dothideomycetes; Pleosporales; Phaeosphaeriaceae. The coding region runs from base 1 to 2784 and encodes 927 amino acids. The transcript is spliced from 2 exons. The record is from RefSeq and is a predicted model, not a curated record.
AUGGCGCAGCCGAGUGAGGUGGGAGAUGGCGGGCUACCGACCGCAGCUGCUCCACCUCGAUCAAGUUUCAAGGACGCGAACAAGUCCGACAAGAACGAAGAAGAGCCUGCAACUGCGACAAGAGAGUCGAAAGCAGCACCAGUUCGCAACCCAUACCUCCAAGCUCCAACUGCUGAAGCUAUUCGCCGAUACCAGAAACGCGCGACGAAGAGCGGCGGCGUCAUCGUGGACGGAACCUAUUGGCCACACCAUCCCAAAUCCUCUGUAGAAAAGCUGAGGAAGAGCUUCACCGAUGAUGGCAUCCUCCACCCAGAGAAGUUGACAACUUGGGACCAGUAUCUUUGCAAAGAUUCAUCGGACUCGUCAUUGAAUCCCUACCAUCCAUCGUACGAUCCCAUCCCAGCAAAAUACUAUCCGGAAAUUUUGAAAAGCGCUGCCAAAGGCGGUGGUAUCUUCGUGGACAAGGACGAAAAGAAAGGCUUUAUCGAGGGAUGGAACCUUACCCAGCUGCGGUCGAAUCACGAACAUCUGAUGGAGGAGCUUGAAACGAGGAACAUAGAUUUCAAUCUUCUCAGACAUCGAUGGUUAGCCGCAGAAGAAAGAAUGAAGGCUCUGGAAGGAAGACACCAAAGCACGCUCCAGAAGUAUGAGCGCGAGAAGACUGCGCUCAAAGUCCGGGUCAUGGAGUUGGGGGGAUGGCCAGGAAUGAUCAACGAAAGCGAACAGGAAGAGACGGAACUUGGUGCAAGCGCAGACGUGGAGUUGCCACUCGACAACAAGGAAACCACGCAGACCAGCAAGGGCCAAUCUGAUGAACAGGAAGUCAUUGCCCAGCCUGCGGAAGAUCAGGGCGAUGAUGACGGAAAGCCCAAGGAUACUAUUGCUGAAGUUGCGCUGGUAUCAACUGUCUCUCAAGAUUCGAAGAAAGCCGUUGCGCUGUCUCUUCCGAACGAUGAGCGGAAGUCAACGAAGAAGAGCGAAGGACCCACGAACACGACCGCCGCUCCUCAGAGGAAAGACGUGCAGGCAGAUCAAGCUGCUGAGAAAGUGAAGAUGAUGCAAGAUUGGAAACAGGAGUUCAACAAAGCCGCCAGGAAUCAGCUUGCCGGGAGCGUGAAGAACACCAUGUUUGAUAUUGAAGCAACGCUUGGCGUAGCUCAGCAUCAUCUUCUCCUCAUACCAUAUCGCCGACUUCCAAUGGCAAUGAAGCUGGAUGGUACAACAUUCGACCCGAAUCCGACUGGAACUUUAGGCCCUGAAGAGGUUGCAAAGGUUUUGGAAAGCAUCGGAAGCGAGGCCUGUCAAGCCUUGCAGAGAGUGGUGGCAGAGAUUGCAGGUAUGACCUGCUCUCCUUACGACAUUCCUGCAAAGCUCAUCAGCGCUGCAAUGUCAAGGCAAGACGGCACAACCUAUUCGGAGAAGAUCCGACUGCAAUACCGCGAGGAAUACGAAGCGGAUCCAGAAAUGAAAUUGAUGUUGUCGGAAGUUGGCCGCCUUGCUGAUCACAUCGGUAUGAUCUGGCCUGAGUGUGCGAAGGAUAUGGCAGACGUCGAUGCCAGUGCCUGGGGCGCAAUGAGCAGAAAGCUCGCUCAUUAUUGCGAAGCGUCUCAUGGCUCAGGGUGGAUUGUCCUCUGUUCUGGAGACGUGGGCAAUUGCGGUGAUUGCAACCACCAGGACUGGAAGAGUGUCGACAUCUACUUACCGCCCGGUACUCGAGUCUAUAUCCUCAGAAUAGGCUGGGGUAUCAACGAAGAUGGCUUGAUUUGCAAGAUGGAUAAAACGCUGAACCCAACAACACAGCCCAAUCAUCUCGGUUUUCCUAAUAUCGUCAUACAAGGAGAUACAUCGGUCUGGUCGCUGGGAAGUACCUUUACUCGAGCUCGCCGAUCAGUGCCACUUCAUAUUCAGAAGGCUGUUGCGAGUGGGAAGAUUGGUGAAAUGGCUAAGAAGAGUAAGGCGACAGAUCCGGUCCGGUACCUCAGGAAGAACGAAAAGGGACAAGCCAUUCUCAAACCAAAUUUCACGGAUGGAACACGAAAACUUGAGAACGGCGGAAGGCUCCCUGGUGUGAUCAAGAAUUUUGACAAAGACUUCGGAAACAUUGAGGAAUUCCACCAGAACCGGAUCCGCCACUUGUGGGAUACCAGCGACAUCAAAGGCUACUUUGACAGUACGGUGGUCAAGAUGAUAAAGAAGAUCGACGAGUACGAAAAUUCAGGUAUUUUGAAGAAGCAGCAGUUCGACAUACAGAAAGAUUGGUUCACUCGAGCCGAUGUUGAAGAAUUUCAUCGAUCAGGGUGUCUAGAAAACUUGUUACUCGAUGUAGCUCGGAAAACAGCACCAGAGAACUCAGCUUCCGCGGUCAAGGGCCGCAAACCCAAAGCUGAACGCCUGACCUCAAGCAGCUUACAUGAGCUGUCAGAGGACCCAAUCGUCCGCCAGCCAGCUAGGAAACGCAAGGCUGCGCCUACCACCCCUGCUCCAUCCCGCUCGAAGAAGAUCAAGCAAGGAAACGAGAAACAGAAUGGCCAACAGGAACUCGCAGCAGACUCUGAUGCUGAUGGAGGAGAAGAAGAAGGAGCCAAAGAUGAUAUGGCUGAACCGGUAGAAUUCCAAGAUCUUUUUGCUGAGGCAGAAGAAGAAGGAGCCAAAGAUGAUAUGGCUGAACCGGUAGAAUUCCAAGAUCUUUUUGCUGAGGCAGAAGAAGUCGAGGAGUAUAUUCCUUAUGGGGGUCGGAAGAAGUUGCGAUACGUUGAGAACAACAACAUAGAGUUGAAUAUGUGA